Messenger RNA from Varanus komodoensis (Komodo dragon), 3107 nucleotides. It is a transcript of the gene SLC16A14, whose product is annotated as solute carrier family 16 member 14. NCBI's taxonomy places the organism in Eukaryota, Metazoa, Chordata, Lepidosauria, Squamata, Varanidae. Gene Ontology annotation, molecular function: monocarboxylic acid transmembrane transporter activity. Gene Ontology annotation, biological process: transmembrane transport; monocarboxylic acid transport. The transcript is spliced from 6 exons. Bases 306 to 1832 code for a protein of 508 amino acids. The record is from RefSeq and is a predicted model, not a curated record.
AUGGACUCCUUUGAGACUAGAGAAGAAUCUUGCAUAACUGAAAGGCUGUUCAGCUCCUGCAUGGGCCAGCAUUUGAUUGCAGAGCGGGAAAUCAAAGCUCUUAAUAUAUAAUUUGUGGGAGCUGCCUUUGCUUUGGUUCAUCUAAUGGCACUGCUGUUACAUUUAAAGAAGGAGUGUUGAACUUCAGACCUGUAGACCAAAUCUGGCCCAGCUGGAGUGUUAACUGGGCCCUCUGCCAUUCUCCAUAUGGCCACAGCCCUUCUCCUGGCAACUCCCUUAACCUCUGAUAGGAUACUUUGCAGAAAAUGUAUACCAGUUGUGAAGAUACUGAUUCCAAAGCAAGAGGAAGGAUUAAGCCAAAUCCAGAUAUUGAUGGUGGAUGGGCUUGGAUGAUUGUCCUUUCUUCCUUCUUGGUACACAUACUCAUUAUGGGAUCGCAAAUGGCCCUUGGUAUUCUGAACGUGGAAUGGCUUGAAGAAUUCAGCCAGAGUCGAGGCCUGACAGCAUGGGUCAGCUCCCUCAGUAUGGGUAUCACUCUGAUUGUAGGCCCUUUUAUUGGCUUGUUCAUUAAUACCUGUGGAUGUCGGAAGACAGCAAUAACUGGAGGAAUCUUGAAUGCCUUAGGAUGGAUACUGAGUUCUUAUGCCUCAAAUGUGUAUUACCUCUUUAUUACAUUUGGUGUUAUAGCUGGUGUUGGGAGUGGUAUGGUGUACCUGCCUGCUGUGGUCAUGGUAGGAGAAUACUUUCAGAAUAGAAGAGCAUUUGCCCAAGGACUCAGCACAACCGGAACAGGGUUUGGUGCUUUCCUAAUGACAGCUUUGCUGAAAUGUCUUUGCAUGGAGUUUGGUUGGAGGAAUGCCAUGUUCAUCCAGGGUGCAGUCUGUCUGAACCUUUGUGCUUGUGGAGCACUCAUGAGACCCAUUCAUUCCAAGGAGGAUGUUGCUGAAAAUUGUGGGGAGAGAAACAGUUGCAAAGGUCAGAGCUCCGUGAAUGAUCUCUCCUGCUCUGUAGAAGCAGUGAAAUCUAAUGGUGUCUUAAAGGAAGAAGAAAAAGGACAAGGUAAGGAAGAAAAGCUGGGCAGUCUUCUAGUGUUGGAAAACAAAGAUGAACCCAAACAGAGGGAGAAUUUCUACGCUCUUUGUAUUGUGAAGACAGUGAGCCAGCUGACAGUUACAAUCCAGAAAGGCUUUGGGACCUGGUAUUUGAGUUAUUUUGGAGCUGCAUCCCUCUUCACUAACAGAAAGUUUGCAGCCUUUGUCUUUUGGGCCCUGUUUGCCUACAGCACCUUUGUAAUUCCUUUUAUUCAUCUCCCAGAAAUCGUGAAACAGUAUAACCUUUCUGCACAGAAUGAUAUUUUCCCCUUGACUUCAAUUAUUGCUAUUGUCCACAUUUUUGGUAAGAUCCUCCUUGGCAUCAUCUCUGAUAGCCCUUGUGUCAGUGCUUGGAAUGUCUUCAUGGCAGCUAACUUUACUCUUGUCUCUUGCAUUUUUAUUUUACCACUUAUGCAUACUUAUGCUGGAUUGGCAGUGGUUUGUGCCCUAAUAGGAUUUUCCAGUGGAUAUUUUUCACUCAUGCCUGUUGUAACAGAAGAUUUAGUAGGGAUUAAGCACCUUGCCAAUGCCUAUGGAAUCAUUAUUUGUGCCAAUGGGAUAUCAGCACUCCUGGGACCACCAUUUGCAGGAUGGAUUUAUGACCUCACACAAAAGUAUGACUUUUCUUUUUACAUAUGUGGCUUACUUUACAUGGUGGGAAUACUUACAUUGCUGAUACAGCCUUGUGUUGGCAAGAAAAAGUCAGCGCCAGAAAAAAACACAGAAAAUGGAAAAGUAUAGGACAGUUUACUGAAUGUUUUUAGACUGAGUGUCAUUUCUUCAUGUUUUCUGAAAAGUGUACAAAUGGUAUGUUAGACGGGACCAACUGGACAGAAUUACACCAAUUUUGGCCACUGAAUAAAUGUUCACACUGCCACUGUCAGUGGACUGGUGGAAAAAUCCUUAGCUGGUAGAUCUAAAACCAAAAUAUCCAAACACAGAGUGGUGUAGGAUUCAAUAGGUGAACAUUAGUUUUCAUUUGUGAUUUACAGUGGUUUAACACAAGCAUAGCUCCAUAGACUGGAAUUCAUUUACCCUCAUGCAUUGCUAACAUGGAAAAAAAACCCCAAAACUGAAUUUAUCCCUUUAGGAAUUACUGAUGUGAGAAUAAUUCCUAUGGGUAAUUCCAGCCGAAAAAAAUAGUUAUUGAAUAGAACUUAAUAGUCUACCUGUGUUAGUAACUAUACAGUAAUUUCUUCCUCUAAGCUUUAGGGGAAGGCUCCUCUAAGCCUCUAAGUCUAAGGGCUCCUGAUAAUGAUUAAAAAUCUAGGUUUUCAUUAUGGGAUAAAUUUGUUCACUGUAUUGAGGCCGCAAUGCAAUUUACUGUAUUUGAGCUCUCUAAAAUAACCUUGAGAUACCAAUGUGGUAAAGUUGUACAAUGGAAAGAAAAGUCAAAAGCUUUUAGUGGUUACAGAUGGGGAGAUGUAUCCUGGUUCUUAGAAUUAAAGGAUCAUUUGCCAGGUUGGAAGAUCUUACGUUUUUAGUUAAAGGUGGCUUUUGGUCACUGUUGAAUUGGCAGUAUCAUCAGAUCCUAAUUCAAACGAAAUCAACAGCUACCUCUCGAUUCUUGCUUGCAGAGGUAUAAUGGUGUUUCUUCUGUUGACUCACAAGCAUUAUUAAUAAAUUCUGAAUAACCCUCUUCGUUAGUUUGUAAAAAUGCAAAUAUACAAGGGUCUAAUAUAUGGAUCAGAAUAUGCCUCUCUUUCUCAAGGUAUGGCUGAUCUUUUCCCUCAUGUAGGUAUUACAGCAUGCUCCUCUGUUCCAUACUAAAGCAGUAGCCUAUGCAUAGCAAACAGGGUUCAAAGGAGGGUUGAUGUAAAGAGAAAAGUCAUGGCCGUUACAAUAUAGCACUUGGGAUGGGGCAAUCCUCCACCAUCUUAAUCUUCUGUAGAUCAAAUCUCUCUCUGUGCUGUCAUGCCAAAUAGCAGGUUGUUUCUGCUUCUGCACUAGAGAAAGCUCCUGAUGCUCACCAACCAUGGAGUAAAGCCAGUUCUUCGUCGUGGCCUCUGUGCAUCA